Molecule: messenger RNA, 1344 nt
Organism: Pleurotus ostreatus (oyster mushroom)
Lineage: Eukaryota; Fungi; Basidiomycota; Agaricomycetes; Agaricales; Pleurotaceae
Exons: 3
Coding region: 1-1344 (447 amino acids)
Biological process (GO): phosphatidylcholine biosynthetic process; phosphatidylethanolamine biosynthetic process
Cellular component (GO): cytoplasm
Molecular function (GO): ethanolamine kinase activity; choline kinase activity
Source: RefSeq, a predicted model, not a curated record
AUGGCCUCCAGCAGGAGUCCCUCGCUGAAUAUGCUUGAAAGACGCCUUUCGACGAGCUCGAUAUCAAGUUUGACCGAGAUGAUAACGAAUGUUGCAUCUUCGUCGUCAAUUUUAUUGUCGGAGGAGCCGGCAGAAGUUGUUAAGGAAGAGGAAUUGCGUCACGUCCCCAUGAAGCUUGAUGCCAGACGCUACAAGGCACCAGCCUUUGCCGAAGAGCUGCUACAACUAUUUCGUUCGCUCCAAGCUCCAUCAUGGACGAACCCAGAUAUCACAGCAGACAAAGUGCAGAUCCGGAAAGUCUCAGGUUCCUUGACGAACGCAGUCUUCUUCGUAUCAUGUCCUACAGUAGCCCACAUCCGAAUAAUGCUGCUACGAAUUUAUGGUGCAUCUUCAGGUGCCCUGAUUUCGCGACCCAAGGAGCUCCAGACGCUCCACAUCCUCUCCUCCCGCUAUCACUUUGGGCCUCGUGUGUAUGGGACGUUUGAGAAUGGGCGCCUGGAAGAAUAUUUUGACUCCACCACCCUCACUGCGGACGAAAUGAAGGAUCCCACUGUAAGUGGGUGGAUAGCAGCUCGCAUGGCUGAACUUCAUUCAGUCGAUAUCGAGCUCCUUGAAGGCACCUCGCCCAAGAACCGAGGUGAAGGCAAAGGAUGGGAGAUAGGCGUGAAGCGAAACGUCCAAAAGUGGGUGGGCCCAGCUAGAAACGUCCUCGCACUCCCCAACAUGCCCGAAGAUGUUCGCACUGAGCUAGACAUAGAGCGAUUCUGUGUAGAAUGGCAGCGAUACAUGCACUGGCUCUCCGCCGUAGAGGACCUUAACGGUGGUAGUAGACGAGUAUUCGCUCAUAAUGACGCGCAAUACGGCAAUCUACUCAGGUUAGCAAAGCCCAAAGAAGGACUCCCGGGGCAUCGUCAGAUUAUUGUCGUCGACUUUGAGUACGCUUCUCCAAACCCUGCAGCCUUCGAUAUUGCGAACCACUUCCACGAGUGGACAGCCAAUUACCAUUCCUCGACACCACAUAUCCUCGAUCCUUCGAAGUACCCUACCCCAGAAGAACGUCGGAACUUCUACGCUUCCUAUCUGCAGCACUCGACAUUCGCUGGGCACCCCCUGAUCACCCCACCCGGGGCUGCGAACGAGAUAGCUAAGGUCGAGAACCAGGUUCGAGCUUGGAGUCCAGCUUCCCAUGGCAUGUGGGCGGUAUGGGGCAUAGUCCAGGCGGAAGAGGAUCUUCGCAACAACGUGACAGAGCCCGAGUUCGAUUAUCUGGGCUAUGCGAUAUGUCGGAUGGGUAGCUUCCGCAAGGAACUACAGGACCUUGGAAUUGGACAUUCUCUCGAGUGA